Cygnus olor (mute swan) is the source of this 1773-nucleotide messenger RNA. It is a transcript of the gene U2AF1, whose product is annotated as U2 small nuclear RNA auxiliary factor 1. The record is from RefSeq and is a predicted model, not a curated record. Lineage: Eukaryota; Metazoa; Chordata; Aves; Anseriformes; Anatidae. Gene Ontology annotation, cellular component: U2AF complex; spliceosomal complex. Gene Ontology annotation, molecular function: pre-mRNA 3'-splice site binding; metal ion binding. Gene Ontology annotation, biological process: mRNA splicing, via spliceosome. The transcript is spliced from 10 exons. Bases 179 to 886 code for a protein of 235 amino acids.
GGAGCGGGCGCCGCGGGGCCGCGCUUCCGUCGCGGCGGCUGUGACGCGUGCGGUGGGCGCCGGGCUGUCCGGCGGGCGGGCGGGCGGUGGGAGAUGGCGGAGUACCUGGCCUCCAUCUUCGGCACCGAGAAGGACAAAGUCAACUGUUCAUUUUAUUUCAAAAUUGGAGCUUGUCGUCAUGGAGACAGAUGUUCUCGGUUGCACAACAAACCAACAUUUAGCCAGGAAGCGAUGCUGUUGUAAGCUUGCCUGUAGUAGAGACCAACCAGUGCUAACUUUCAGACAACUUGAUUUUAAGAAGAACGGUACAAAUACCAUCUUGAUUCAAAACAUCUAUCGUAACCCCCAAAACAGUGCACAGACGGCUGACGGCUCACACUGUGCUGUGAGCGAUGUUGAGAUGCAGGAACAUUAUGAUGAAUUCUUUGAGGAGGUCUUCACAGAAAUGGAAGAAAAAUACGGCGAGGUUGAAGAGAUGAACGUUUGUGAUAACCUUGGAGACCAUCUAGUUGGAAACGUAUACGUAAAGUUUCGCCGUGAAGAAGAUGCCGAAAAGGCUGUGAUUGACCUGAACAAUCGCUGGUUUAAUGGACAGCCCAUUCAUGCUGAGCUUUCACCUGUGACCGACUUCAGAGAGGCCUGUUGCCGUCAAUAUGAAAUGGGGGAGUGUACACGAGGAGGUUUUUGCAACUUCAUGCAUUUGAAGCCCAUUUCUCGAGAGUUGAGACGCGAGUUGUAUGGGCGUCGUCGUAAAAAUGAAGGGCAUCAAGUGACCAACUUAGAACAAAGGAAUGAGUCUGUAAAACAACUGAAGUUAUGGUUCUAUCGGGCUUAUCUGUGGAUGAAUUCAGGACCUGGUGUGUUUUUACUAUUUCUCCUACUCUGAUUUAAGAGUUAAUGCCUGGCUUUUCUAGCCAAUAUUUGUUUCUGAGUAACAGGAGGUUAAUAUUAAUAGCACCUUACAUAUUUAUUAAGGCACCAUGUAGAAAAGCUUAUACCACUGCUGUUACUGUGACAUCUUUUUUAUGGAUGGCUCACUUUGAGCUGGAUUGAAACUCCUUAUUUUUUGGAAUUUGUUGUUUAGAUUAAGCAAAUAAAAUUGUUGGGUUUGCUUUUAGGUAGAGCACAACUUUGCCUUUCAAUCACAGAGGGAGCUUGGGAUUAUGAAAAUGUUUUUUCAUAUGAAUGUCUCUAAUUGGCAGUAUCUUAGAAUCUGUGAGGACAAAUUUAACUUUGGAAAUUCAGAUUAAAUUGCUUAGGCACAUGUAUUUGUGCCUAAAUACUUUCCUGAAAUACCACAAUGUAAUACUGAUUUAAGUAUAAAUGUAAGCUCUUAGGGUGCUUGAAUGACUCUGGGGGGAGAGAGACAAAAUAUGCUUAUCUUAACAUUUUGGUCACUCUUAAGAAUCUGAAUCUAGAUCUCUGUGAGUUAGUAAGGCAUUAGUGCAUCAAUCUUUUAUUGCAAGAAAGACCAGACUUGCAUGUUUGGCUUUGGAAUAUGAUUGUUUUACCCGUAGCCCAAUUUCAAUCUGUGGUAAAACAAAUACAAUACUUGAGUCCUCCAUGCAGUUUGGUCUUUAUUGGCCCUGUUUAAAUUCUUUAUGAAGCUGAAAGUGUCACAUGCUAUCAGUAAAAGUUUGAUAUUAAAAAAAAAAAGUUCUUGCAUCAGUUGGGCUUUGCAGGUAGAUUAUAUAGACUAAAAUGGCCUGAAAACAAUGCUACACGGAAUGACAGGCAUCAAAGUUUCAAGUAGAAAAAGGAAUGGUAUACUGG